This is a messenger RNA of Impatiens glandulifera, 840 nucleotides long. RefSeq names its product two-component response regulator-like APRR3. Bases 1 to 840 code for a protein of 279 amino acids. The record is from RefSeq and is a predicted model, not a curated record. Gene Ontology annotation, molecular function: protein binding. Lineage: Eukaryota; Viridiplantae; Streptophyta; Magnoliopsida; Ericales; Balsaminaceae. Gene Ontology annotation, biological process: regulation of flower development. The transcript has 4 exons. Gene Ontology annotation, cellular component: nucleus.
AUGUCUUCGAGCUCCAAUCUCUUUCUCUCCGACACUUCUUUCGACCCAUUUUCUCCCUUCACCGAUUACCCACUAGAUUUCGACAUCCUUCAAGAAAUCACCCAAAUUUCCGAUCAAGAUUUCCCAAACCCAAUUUCCCAAAUCCCAUCUCCACUUCUUUCAUCAUCCCCACCAAGUCACCUCCUUCAGAAUCUCUCCCUCAAUUACCAAUCAACCCAUUUACAAAACCCCCCUGUUUUGUCUGUAAAAUCAGAGGAAUCUCAAUUCCCUCUUUACUACUUCAAUGGCGGAAACCAUUAUGAUGAAAAUAAUGCUGAGAAGAUCAUGCAGAGAAGCUUUAGCAGUAGACUCUUCCAACCCAUGUUCGAUGGAGUUAUGGAAAACGUUCAAACUCAAACCUUGAGCUCGCCGGAAAACACCUUUAUCUCCACUUCCGGUCAAAUGAGAAGGGCAUGUAGCACCGGAGAUUUACAAGUGAAAAGCAGAGAUGGGUUGCUUUCUAGCCCAUCGGCGCCGGCGCCGGGGAGGUAUACGGCGGAGGAGAGGAGAGAGAGGAUUCAUAGGUAUAGAGCAAAGAGAGCUCAAAGAAACUUCAACAAGACGAUCAAGUAUGCAUGUAGAAAGACAUUAGCGGACAAUAGGCCGAGGAUACGUGGUAGAUUUGCUCGCAAUGACGAACCUUCUGAAAUGAUUCCAAAACCUGCAACUUUUAACCGUUACGAUGAAGAAGAUGAUCUCUGGAUGGAUAAUUUCAAUGACGAAGAGGAUGAAGGAACGAUAAGAGGUGGACAUGUCUUUAACCUUUUGGAUCCAAGCGAGUUGCAAUACUACAAUUAUUGA